Molecule: messenger RNA, 168 nt
Organism: Sclerotinia sclerotiorum 1980 UF-70
Lineage: Eukaryota; Fungi; Ascomycota; Leotiomycetes; Helotiales; Sclerotiniaceae
Exons: 2
Coding region: 1-168 (55 amino acids)
Source: RefSeq, a predicted model, not a curated record
AUGUGUAGGCUACCAGUCGGCUUGAACAAUCGAACCAACACUUGGAACUUAGAAGAGGAUGUUACGGAAGUCCUAGAUUUUCUUGAGUGGGCUACUCUAGACGAUUCCAAACAAGAGACCAAAACAAGAGAAAAUGCAACAAUCGCAAAGCGUUUCAAGAAUGGUUGA